Manihot esculenta (cassava) is the source of this 2065-nucleotide messenger RNA. Its product is annotated as aspartic proteinase. Gene Ontology annotation, biological process: proteolysis; lipid metabolic process. The transcript has 14 exons. NCBI's taxonomy places the organism in Eukaryota, Viridiplantae, Streptophyta, Magnoliopsida, Malpighiales, Euphorbiaceae. The record is from RefSeq and is a predicted model, not a curated record. Gene Ontology annotation, molecular function: aspartic-type endopeptidase activity. Bases 265 to 1809 code for a protein of 514 amino acids.
CCUAAUCAAAAUUCUCCUGUACUCUUAGCAUAGAAGAAAAGCAUAUCUCGUUCGAGACAAGGUAACGGCACUGAUCCUAAGUUGCGCGCUGAAGUCAAUUUCAAAAAAAAAAAAAAAAAAAAGAGAAGAGAAAGGAAAAGAAAAGAAAAGAAAAAUCAUCGAACCGGACAGCCUGACAUAUAUAUACUCUCCCUCAGUGGCUUGAAAAUUUUCCUUAGCAUCUCUCCUUUUCUCUCUUGCUCUAUCUUCGAAAACUUCUUCAACAUGGGAGCAAGAUUCAAACCCAUUACAGCUGCUCUUUUCCUUUGCUUCUUUCUAUUGCCUUUGGUUUUUGCUGCCCAUAAUGAUGGAUUGGUCAGAAUUGGACUAAAAAAGAGGAAGUUUGAUCAAAACAACCUUGUGGCUGCUCAGUUUGAGUCCAAGGAAGGAGAGUCACUGCGAGCUUCUAUUAAAAAGUAUCAUCUUCGUGGGAAUUUAGGUGAUGCAGAAGAUAUUGAUAUAAUAUCACUAAAGAACUACAUGGAUGCUCAGUAUUUUGGCGAGAUUGGUAUUGGUACUCCACCACAAAAGUUCACUGUAAUAUUUGACACUGGUAGUUCUAAUCUGUGGGUGCCCUCUUCCAAGUGCUAUUUUUCACUUUCCUGCUAUUUCCAUUCCAAGUACAAGUCUGGCCAUUCAAGCACCUCUAAGGAGAAUGGAAAAUCAGCAGCUAUCCACUAUGGAACUGGUGCCAUUUCUGGCUUCUUUACUCGGGACCAUGUAAAAGUUGGUUCUCUUGUGGUCAAGGAUCAGGAUUUUAUUGAAGCAACCAAGGAGCCCAGCCUCACAUUCUUAGUAUCAAAGUUUGAUGGUAUACUUGGACUUGGGUUUGAAGAGAUAUCAGUUGGAAAGGCUGUACCUGUGUGGUACAACAUGGUCAAUCAGGGUCUUGUUAAAGAACCAGUUUUCUCAUUUUGGUUUAACCGCAAUGCUGAUGAAUAUGAAGGGGGUGAGAUAGUUUUUGGUGGGAUGGACCCCUACCAUUACAAGGGUGAGCAUACGUAUGUCCCUGUGACACAGAAAGGGUAUUGGCAGUUUAACAUGGGCGAUGUCUUGAUUGAUGGUAAAACAACUGGAAUUUGCAGUAGGGGCUGUGCUGCAAUUGCUGAUUCUGGAACUUCUUUGUUGGCUGGUCCUACGGGCAUUAUUGCUGAAGUGAACCGUGCCAUUGGAGCAACUGGAAUUGUUAGUCAAGAAUGCAAGGCAGUUGUUGCUCAAUAUGGAGAAAUCAUAAUCGAGAAGCUUUUAGAAAAGGACGAACCACAAAAAAUUUGCUCACGAAUUGGUAUGUGCACAUUUGAUGGUUCCCGAGGUGUAAGUAUGGGCAUUGAGAACGUGCUGAAUGAGAAGAUUCAAGGAGUGGCUGGUAGUUUGCAUGAUGCAAUGUGCUCUUAUUGUGAGAUGGCAGUUAUAUGGAUGCAGAAUAAGCUCGAGCUGAAUUUAACUCGGGAGAACAUACUUAACUAUGUCGAUGAGCUUUGUGACCGAUUGCCCAGUCCACUGGGAGAAUCAGUAGUGGAUUGUGGUGGUUUGUCUACAUUGCCUAAUGUUUCAUUUACAAUUGGUGGGAAGGUUUUUGACCUCUCCCCUGAGCAGUAUGUCCUCAAAGUGGGUGAUGGAGAAACAGCGCAAUGCCUUAGUGGAUUUACAGCUUUAGAUGUGCCACCACCUCGUGGUCCCCUUUGGAUAUUGGGAGAUGUUUUCAUGGGUCGCUUCCAUACUGUAUUCGACUAUGGUAAUAUGAGAGUUGGAUUUGCGGAAGCUGCAUAAUUAAUCAUCUUUUACUACUUAGGUUCUGUUCAGUGUUGUACACCCUUGUUCAUCUGUAUUCUGUUUACGAAGUCUGUCGUUGUCGACUUUGAACUUUAAAGUGUCGGAAAAUAAAUCUCUUGUAAAUAUCAGAACAGAAAUGUGCCCCGUUGUGUCUAGUAUGAUACCUUCAAAACUAGGAGUUUGAAGGUUGACUAUAGAUGCUGGGUCUUCCAAAACAGAGCCUUAUAUAAUAGUACACGUAAAUUUUAUAAUA